Molecule: messenger RNA, 1473 nt
Organism: Capronia coronata CBS 617.96
Lineage: Eukaryota; Fungi; Ascomycota; Eurotiomycetes; Chaetothyriales; Herpotrichiellaceae
Product: seryl-tRNA synthetase
Exons: 1
Coding region: 1-1473 (490 amino acids)
Biological process (GO): mitochondrial seryl-tRNA aminoacylation
Cellular component (GO): mitochondrion
Molecular function (GO): tRNA binding; serine-tRNA ligase activity; ATP binding
Source: RefSeq, a predicted model, not a curated record
AUGUCCAGGAAGACCCUGGAGGCCAGAUCAUUUCUGCUUCGAUGCAGAAGAUCUUAUAGCGCAACCUCGAGACUGUCCCAGCACCCACGCCCGGCCACCGCCCCCAAGCAACAUCCUCACCUAUCCCAAAUCCGAGACAAUGUCGAGCUCUACGAACACAACACCGUUAUACGGAACUACCACGGUCACAAGGACGUGCCGCGCAAGGUUGCGGAGAACGCCAGAAAGAUUGCAGACCUUGACCAUCGCAUGAGCGGUCCACGCCAUACACUGAAAGAGCUACAAAAACAGAUGAACAGCACCAAAGGAGACAAGUCCCAUUUCGUUGCACAAAUGAGAGAGCUCCGACCAAGCCUGAACAAUCUUGAGGCGGAACGUGAAAAGCUGGACGCAGAAACGCGCAACCUGGCCUUGUCGUUGCCCAAUCUGACCUCCUCAGAGACGCCGACCGACGGUGAGCCGAGACUGCGGUCAUAUAUCAACUACGAUCCGGCAAACCCUCCCAAGUACGGGAGCUCGGCGGAUCAUUCGGUGAUUGGCGAGAAACUGGGCCUACUCGACUUCUCGUCAGCGUCUGUAGCUUCUGGAUGGGGUUUCUACUAUCUACUCAACGAAGCUGCCCUGCUCGAGCAAGCGCUCGUCCAGUAUGCACUCUCGGUCGCCAUGAAACACGGCUGGUCCGUGGCGUCUCCUCCCUCUCUAAUUUAUUCCCAUAUGGCCGCUGCCUGUGGAUUUCAGCCUCGGGACCAAAACGACGAGCAGCAGAUCUGGCAAGUGGCACAGUCUGCAAGGGACGCAGGGAAACCCACCAGAAGCCUGGCUGCCACAGCCGAAAUCCCUCUCGCAGGAAUGCACGCAAGCAAGAGCAUCCCAGAGAGCCGAUUGCCGGUGAAACUGGUGGGGUCUAGUCGUUGCUUUCGUGCCGAAGCCGGUGCGAGAGGCGUUGAUACAAAGGGUCUCUACCGAGUGCAUGAGUUUACUAAAGUCGAAAUGUUCGCGUGGACAGAUUGUCCUCCUACCACCGAAGGUCUCCCCGAGGAGUCGAUCUGGGUGCAAUACUCAGCCAAGGUGUUUAAUGAAAUGGUCGGUAUCCAGACCGAGAUCCUGUCGUCGCUGGGCCUGCCGUGUCGCAUUCUCGAAAUGCCGUCUUCCGAUCUUGGUGCUAGCGCAUAUCGCAAGAUCGAUAUCGAGGCCAUGUUCCCCUCUAGGAAGAAGAGGGACGAUGGAUGGGGUGAAGUCACCUCCGCAUCCAUCUGUACCGACUACCAGAGUCGGAGGCUGGAGACGAGGAUCCUGGAGAUGAGCGGGUCGCAGAAGAAAUUCGCACAUACCGUCAACGGAACCGCCAUGGCAGUUCCCAGAGUUCUUGCUGCAAUCCUGGAGAACGGGUGGCGGGAAGAGGAGGGAUGCGUCGUUAUCCCGGAGGUGUUACGAGGCUACAUGGGCGGUUUGGAGAAGAUUGGACCGCGGUGA